CAAAAUUCUAAUCGGCCUUCUCUUUCAGGUUACUCCACUGUCUCUCAAACCAAAAUCCCAAAUUGAAAGAGAUAACAAAAGCCCUCUCUUCCUCCACAUUCCGCCGCUCUUCGUCGCCUUUCAGCUGCGUUACUGGCUGAUAAAUGGCGGAUGAACCUCAAGUUAUGGACAAAUCAUCUGAGGAGAUCUCAGAAACCGUAUCUCAGAAGAAGCAAGAAACACUUGAAGAGGUGCUUUCGAGACACAGGAAAGAGACUACUGAUCUGCAGAACAAGGAAGUUGCAAUGAAAAAGGCGGCUGCUAAAGGUAGCAAGGCUGAGCAAAAAACUAAGAAGAAACAAGUUGAUGAAGAGAUAGCUAGACUCUCAACAAAGCUUAAAGAAAGACAAGCCGAUGAACUGGCUUCAUUAGGCUUUAAUAGCAGUAGCAGCAGUCAAAAAGGAAAGCUUGAUGACUUGGUGGUGAAGGCUAUUGCUGGGGUUUCAAUCACAAAUAAAGCUGAGCAGCCAAAACUCAGUAAGAGUGCCAAAAAGCAUAAGAAAAGAGCCGAACAGGAUGCAGCCAGGGAGCAAAGAAUACAAGAGGAGCAGAGCCAAAUUGUGAGUGAUCGAAUGAUUGAAGAUGAGAAGUUAGAGAAAAAGCUCGAGCCUCUUGGAUUCACCAUCAAUGAAAUAAAGCCGGAUGGGCAUUGUCUGUACCGAGCUGUUGAGAAUCAGUUGGCCCUUCAAUCUGGAGGCUCUUCUCCAUAUAACUACCAAGAGCUUCGGAAAAUGGUAGCUACUUAUAUGCGGGAACAUGCAACAGAUUUUCUGCCAUUUUUUCUGUCUGAGAAUAUGGCAGAUGGAGAAUCCGAAGAGUCCCUUACAGAAAGAUUUGAGGACUACUGUAACGAAAUAGAAUCCACAGCGGCCUGGGGAGGACAACUGGAACUUGGUGCUCUGACCCACUGUCUGAAGAAACAUAUCAUGAUAUUUUCCGGAUCCUUUCCUGAUGUAGAGAUGGGAAAGGAAUACAAAUCGGGCAACGCCACUGGCUCAGCUGGCUCAAGCGUUAUGCUAUCCUAUCACAGGCAUGCCUUUGGGCUCGGUGAGCAUUACAAUUCUGUCGUUUCCAUUUCAGGCCAAUAGUUAUUUUGUAUUCAAGAGGUCACGUUUGAUGAUUUGAUCACGACACGAUGCCUGUCCUGUGCAAUAUAUUUUUUCAAGACUGGAGUUUAAACUACAUCUGAGUUUUGUUACACAUUUUGAAAAAAAGAGAUGCUUUUGUGGUUUUUCUA
Molecule: messenger RNA, 1276 nt
Organism: Salvia hispanica
Lineage: Eukaryota; Viridiplantae; Streptophyta; Magnoliopsida; Lamiales; Lamiaceae
Product: Cysteine proteinases superfamily protein
Biological process (GO): protein deubiquitination
Molecular function (GO): cysteine-type deubiquitinase activity
Source: RefSeq, a predicted model, not a curated record